UUUACAAAAUGUAAAUAUGUAUCUAUAUACAUGAGAGUACAUACCACUGCAGAUACACACACAUAUGUACAUAAAUAUAUGCGUGCACAGGAACCGCUUUUAUUGUCUUUUUGUGGUUAAAGCUUCGAAACGCUAGAAUUCAAAUUGAAUCACGAAUCAGGAAUAAUCCAAGCAGCAAGUGAUGUGAACUGAGAACACUUCUAGCUCGAGACAAAUUUUUCAAACCAAAAAAGAGCUCAAAAUGUCAAAGAAACCACGCGGAAAUAUACACAAGAUCCGGGAAUUCGAGUUGGAGAAGAUCCAGCUUGUGGAUGAGUUUGAUAUAAUACAAAUUGUGGGUGAAGGAUGGUUCGGCAAGAUAUUGCUGGUGGAGCAUCGCGGAUCCCAGACAGAAAUGGUGCUCAAGGCAGUGCCCAAGCCAUAUGUGACGCUGCGUGACUUUUAUCGGGAGUUUCACUACGGACUCCAUUUGGGCGUGCAUCGGCACAUUGUGACCACCUAUGAUGUGGCAUUCGAGACGGCUGGAUUCUAUGUAUUCACACAGGAAUAUGCGCCGCUAGGGGAUCUCACAUCGAAUGUGACGGACACGGGCGUGGGCGAGGUGUACAGCAAGCGUGUGGCCAAGCAGUUGGCCUCCGCCAUAGACUACAUGCAUUCAAAAGACAUAGUGCAUCGGGACAUCAAGUUGGAUAAUGUUCUCAUCUAUCGAGCGGACUUUCAACGCAUUAAAUUGUGCGAUUUCGGAGAGUCCUUCCCGACGGGCGCCAGCGUGGAGCGGCGGAACGAGUGGCUGCCCUAUAGUCCCCCAGAAGUAUUAGAAAUCAAGCCAGAAGGCAGCUACAAAGCUGAUCCCAGCCAUGAUGUUUGGCAGUUUGGAAUUGUGAUCUUUGUGUGCCUCACCGGGUGUCUGCCCUGGCAGAAGGCUGCCUCGGAUGAUCCCCGCUAUGUGCGAUACUUGGCCUGGCAGGGUGGCCUCAUGAUGAUGCCACUGCGGCGCACGCCGCGACUCUUCAAGCUGCUCACCUCCAAUGCCCAGCGCAUGUUCAAGCGGUUCUUUGCGCGAAUGUCGAACCGCCCCAAGAGUCUGGCGGAUGUCACAAAGUUCCUCGACGAUCGCUGGCUGGCCAAGACGGCCAAGAAGGACAUGGCCGAGUACGAGACGGAUGAGCUGUGCCCGUCCAUGUACUCCUUCCACAGCAGCCCCGAUGAGAAGAAUCGACUGCUCUACACAUUGGCCGACUGUGGGAUCGAGACGAAUGUCGAUCGGCAGCAGAAGAAGAAUCGCAUCAAAGACUGGAUAGAGUCGUCCAUCAUCACAGAGGAGGAUGAGGAGGAGAACGAAGAGACAAACUCGGCAUCGCCCUCGUCUUCAGUCUCCCGCGAGCCGCUGCCUGGACACAUCUCCUCGCUGCGCAAACAGACGCAGGAACCGAGCCCCAAGGAGGUCAAGAGCACCUUGAAGGACGCCACACAGAAGCACUUUGAUCCGCGCACGGGGGCACUGCAGCAGGGUCCCAGCGAAAUGGGCCAAGUGGCCAUGCAAUAUUCCAAGUCCGCCAGUCCCUCCAACUACAGCACGGCCUCCACGCUGAACAACGCAGACAGCCUGCUGACACUGGGCUCCAGGCAGGAUCUGCUGGCCAGCAACCUGACCAUGUACACCUCCAUGGAGACGGAGCUGAAUCGAUUAGGUGAGGCUGAUCCGAGAAUACCGCGCAGCGAUGGCUUCCUCAACCGCACGCAGAGCAGCGGCCUCCUGCUAACCACAUUCGAUGUGAACGCCUCGCCGGCCAGUCCGGCGAAUAACAACCGUCCACCUCCCGCAGCCAAGAACUCCAUCGCCGUUGGCACACGCAGCUCGAGCAGGAGCAUUCUUAAGUCCUCCAUUGCCACCGCUGCUUAUCCCGCUUUCGGCAGCAAUAACCAGAGCAGUAGCCUGCAGCAGCUGACCCAGCAUUUCCAGACCACCGCCUAUGCCCCCAAUGACAGCUCCUUCUUUAGGCGAUGACUCCCGCUGGCUCCUUGCCCUACUAAUCGCCAAGCCAAAUCAUCCUUGCCAAACUCUCAGUGCCAUGCGGUGUCCGUUCAUGCAAGUUUUCUAAUGUUCCAUAUGCUUCUCAAGUUAAAGACAGUGCCUACGGCUCGGCAGACGUGAGUGAGAUGAG
Messenger RNA from Drosophila subobscura, 2165 nucleotides. Its product is annotated as serine/threonine-protein kinase SBK1. The coding region runs from base 242 to 2008 and encodes 588 amino acids. The transcript is spliced from 6 exons. The record is from RefSeq and is a predicted model, not a curated record. NCBI's taxonomy places the organism in Eukaryota, Metazoa, Arthropoda, Insecta, Diptera, Drosophilidae. Gene Ontology annotation, biological process: peptidyl-serine phosphorylation; peptidyl-threonine phosphorylation. Gene Ontology annotation, molecular function: protein serine/threonine kinase activity; ATP binding.